UGAGUAUGCGUAUGUAUACGCCGUCGCCGCAUCCUGAGGGGAUGAUUAUUUCCGCGGACACGGUGCACCUAACACUGAAAGCGUACGUGGAUGUGUUCGUCCACACCGCAGAGGACUCCUACAACAGAAGAGUCACCGUGGACACGGUGAUCUCAUUUCUGGACGCGCUCAGAGGGCUGGUCUGCAUCAGCCACAUCCUACUCGACGACGCACUGGAAGUCCUCAGCCAGACGCACCCGAGGGACGCCUUCAACUUUGACGUCAAGAUCAAGAGCAUGCGCGGCGAGUUCGAUUUGAAGAUGGCUCAUCUUGAACAUGGCAUUACGAAAGCUACAUAUAGUAAAUCAUGCCAGAUGGUGUUGCCGACAAUACUCAAAGGUGUGGAAGCCACGAAAUCCUUACUGGGUGUCAUGGCGGUUCGCCGGCAAAGAGCAUUAGAGAAGGCUAAGAAAGUGGUGCCAUAGGAUUUUUUUUCUUAUAUUAUUAUUAGAAGAAAACAGGGUUCCAUAGUUUGGCAUGUAUAAUUAUCAUUGAGGGAUCGAUCAUCUAUU
Messenger RNA from Sorghum bicolor (sorghum), 551 nucleotides. RefSeq lists its product as uncharacterized. The record is from RefSeq and is a predicted model, not a curated record. Bases 6 to 464 code for a protein of 152 amino acids. Lineage: Eukaryota; Viridiplantae; Streptophyta; Magnoliopsida; Poales; Poaceae. The transcript is spliced from 2 exons.